This is a messenger RNA of Oncorhynchus keta (chum salmon), 1295 nucleotides long. RefSeq lists its product as uncharacterized. Lineage: Eukaryota; Metazoa; Chordata; Actinopteri; Salmoniformes; Salmonidae. The transcript is spliced from 2 exons. The record is from RefSeq and is a predicted model, not a curated record. The coding region runs from base 10 to 1125 and encodes 371 amino acids.
GCCUACAUUAUGAUAUGCCAGCAAGAGGUUACAGCCUACAUUAUGAUAUGCCAGCAAGAGGUUACAGCCUACAUUAUGAUAUGCCAGCAAGAGGUUACAGCCUACAUUAUGAUAUGCCAGCAAGAGGUUACAGCCUACAUUAUGAUAUGCCAGCAAGAGGUUACAGCCUACAUUAUGAUAUGCCAGCAAGAGGUUACAGCCUACAUUAUGAUAUGCCAGCAAGAGGUUACAGCCUACAUUAUGAUAUGCCAGCAAGAGGUUACAGCCUACAUUAUGAUAUGCCAGCAAGAGGUUACAGCCUACAUUAUGAUAUGCCAGCAAGAGGUUACAGCCUACAUUAUGAUAUGCCAGCAAGAGGUUACAGCCUACAUUAUGAUAUGCCAGCAAGAGGUUACAGCCUACAUUAUGAUAUGCCAGCAAGAGGUUACAGCCUACAUUAUGAUAUGCCAGCAAGAGGUUACAGCCUACAUUAUGAUAUGCCAGCAAGAGGUUACAGCCUACAUUAUGAUAUGCCAGCAAGAGGUUACAGCCUACAUUAUGAUAUGCCAGCAAGAGGUUACAGCCUACAUUAUGAUAUGCCAGCAAGAGGUUACAGCCUACAUUAUGAUAUGCCAGCAAGAGGUUACAGCCUACAUUAUGAUAUGCCAGCAAGAGGUUACAGCCUACAUUAUGAUAUGCCAGCAAGAGGUUACAGCCUACAUUAUGAUAUGCCAGCAAGAGGUUACAGCCUACAUUAUGAUAUGCCAGCAAGAGGUUACAGCCUACAUUAUGAUAUGCCAGCAAGAGGUUACAGCCUACAUUAUGAUAUGCCAGCAAGAGGUUACAGCCUACAUUAUGAUAUGCCAGCAAGAGGUUACAGCCUACAUUAUGAUAUGCCAGCAAGAGGUUACAGCCUACAUUAUGAUAUGCCAGCAAGAGGUUACAGCCUACAUUAUGAUAUGCCAGCAAGAGGUUACAGCCUACAUUAUGAUAUGCCAGCAAGAGGUUACAGCCUACAUUAUGAUAUGCCAGCAAGAGGUUACAGCCUACAUUAUGAUAUGCCAGCAAGAGGUUACAGCCUACAUUAUGAUAUGCCAGCAAGAGGUUACAGCCUACAUUAUGAUAUGUGGAUAUGAAGUUUGCUAGUUUACAUAAGGACCGGUCAUCAUAAAAUGAAUAAUAUGUUGAAUUUAUAAUGCAUUUUUGUUUGAAAAACAAUCUCAGUACUACAGUUAGUGUAUUAAAAUAAAUGUUAAAACUAGACUUAGAAAAAGGACACAGCUAGACAGGGCAACUGACACAAAGUACACAGCGGA